AUGCGCGAUCCGUUUACUUUACGAGGUCACCUUCUGAUUGCUGACGUUCCUAUCAACGUGCGUAAGAUUCCAAAUCUAGCGUGCGAUGUAGGUCUCACGCAGUUUGGACCAGCGGAGAUGAAAGCGCUCAUGCAUCCGGAAUUCAAGACCACAGUCCUGAAAGACUGGUUCGAUUUUGUUUUAGUGAAGGGAACAGCCGGCGCUGUGACCAUCUGCCAGAAUGGCUUUUGCUGCUUCCUACAAUACGAUAAAGCGAAAACGUACGACGUGUUUGCAUUCGGCGUGUUCCACGGAAUACACAAAUCGUAUGGUCAGAUGUACGAGCAGAUAUGCCUGCUUACCAAAUGCAGGGAUUAUAACGCCCAGUCGUGCGGCUACCCCGUUCUUCAUUCCUCUACGAAGUUCAAGUCGUUCCGUAUCACAGGCAACUUUACCACUCCAUUUAUACAUCCACAGAUUGUAGUGGCCGAUCCAAAACUUAAUCUGGGACUGCCCGCUCCUGGGAGUUUCCUGUACGGUCCCGGCGGCCUUCAGGGCACUUCCGUUGAGCGACCCCUGCUCCAUGCCGCACUUAUUGGCCGCCUUUAUCAUAAGGAUUGCAUUAACUGUAUUGGCGUCUAA
Dreissena polymorpha is the source of this 621-nucleotide messenger RNA. RefSeq names its product pantetheinase-like. The transcript has a single exon. NCBI's taxonomy places the organism in Eukaryota, Metazoa, Mollusca, Bivalvia, Myida, Dreissenidae. Bases 1 to 621 code for a protein of 206 amino acids. The record is from RefSeq and is a predicted model, not a curated record.